This is a messenger RNA of Esox lucius (northern pike), 1406 nucleotides long. RefSeq names its product protocadherin gamma-A2-like. Lineage: Eukaryota; Metazoa; Chordata; Actinopteri; Esociformes; Esocidae. Gene Ontology annotation, biological process: homophilic cell-cell adhesion. The record is from RefSeq and is a predicted model, not a curated record. Bases 171 to 1316 code for a protein of 381 amino acids. The transcript has a single exon. Gene Ontology annotation, cellular component: plasma membrane. Gene Ontology annotation, molecular function: calcium ion binding.
GUUUGAUAACCGAAAGCACGGAGACAAGAGGUGUGAUUCCUUUGUUACAGACAUACGGAUUAUUGCUACAAAUUUGGAACAGAGUGUUCGUUUCCAGAAUUCGAUAUAACGGAGUACGUCACAAUUCAUGAGGGAUUAUAUGAUUUUUGUCGUUCCGUGGUGAAGGUAAAAUGUCGGACAGAAAAAUUAUAUGGCAAGUACUAUUGUUUAUGUCGGUCCUUUCUUAUGUUCCAAUACAAGGGCAGGUUAUUUACUCAAUUACCGAGGAAUUGGAGAUGGGCUCUUUAGUUGGUAACAUACUACAAGAUUUGGGUUUGAAUAUGAAAAGACUGAAAUCGGGUAAAGCUCGUAUUUAUACUGGAGACAACGCAGAAUAUAUCGAGCUGAAUAAAGAAAGGGGAGUUCUCUUUAUCAAAAAGAGAAUAGACCGUGAAACGCUUUGCGGCCAGACUACGCCUUGCGCACUGCAUUUUCGCCUGAUUCUAGAGGAUCCGAUGGAAUUAUACAGCAUAACUGUUGAGGUAACAGAUAUAAACGAUAAUGCUCCGGUGUUCAAAAAGAGUGAAAUGAAAUUCAGAAUUAGUGAGUCUGCUGUUACUGGAGCCAAAUUCGUGUUAGAGAGUGCGAUGGAUCUUGAUGUGGGUGUUAAUGGCCUCCAAGGAUAUUCUUUGAAACCGACUGAUAAUUUUAUAUUAAAAAUACAAAACCAACCUGAUGGUGGAAAGACAGUAGAAAUGGUUUUACAGAAACCGUUAGAUCGAGAGAAAAAUGACCAUGUAUCCUUAGUAUUAACCGCAAUAGAUGGAGGUGAGCCUCAAAUGUCUGGAACUGUCCAGAUUGAAAUAACAGUACUUGACGCGAAUGAUAAUGCACCUAUUUUUACUCAGGAUGUUUAUAAAGCUACAAUAAGAGAGAACUCCGCUAAAGGCACCGUUGUUAUAUCGGUCAGUGCCUCAGAUGCUGAUCUAAGUUCUUAUGGCAAAGUAACCUAUUCCAUUUCCAAUUCACUCGAUGAUGUCUCUGAAUUGUUUGAAAUUAAUGGGGAUAAGGGUGAGGUAAAAGUAAUAGAGAAUAUUGAUUAUGAAAAGGCACGACAAUAUCAAAUACACGUACAGGCCAGUGAUGAUGGGGGGCUUACAGACUCCUGUAAAAUAAUGGUCGAAGUCAUUGAUACAAAUGACAAUGUACCAUCUAUUGAUGUUUUGUCGAAGUCUGCUGUCAUAUCUGAGGACAUUAAACCUGGUACUGUUGUGACUAUGAUGAAUAUUCAAGACCCAGACUUCUGGGGAAAACGGUCAAGUUCAGUGCUCAAUUAACGAAAACAUUCCGUUUGUAAUGAAAUCCACAUUGAAUCAUUUAUUUACGGUAGUAACUGAUAAUGAGUUGGACCGAGAGAGAGUCUCUGA